Nannizzia gypsea CBS 118893 is the source of this 216-nucleotide messenger RNA. RefSeq lists its product as hypothetical. Bases 1 to 216 code for a protein of 71 amino acids. The transcript is spliced from 3 exons. Lineage: Eukaryota; Fungi; Ascomycota; Eurotiomycetes; Onygenales; Arthrodermataceae. The record is from RefSeq and is a predicted model, not a curated record.
AUGGACUUCGUCAAGGGCCUCGCUGGUGGUAACAAGGAGGGCGGCAGCAGCGGAGACAACACUGCCCUCAACAAGGGUAUCGACGCUGCUCAGUCCACAUUCCUCAAGGCCGGCCAGGGUACCAACGACCAGAUCAACAGGGGUAUCGACACUGCCCAGGGUGUCUUCUUGGGCGACAAGAAGACCGAGCAGAAGCCAGUCGAGGAGAAGAAGUAG